Messenger RNA from Penicillium salamii, 1098 nucleotides. The record is from the annotation of a GenBank genome assembly. NCBI's taxonomy places the organism in Eukaryota, Fungi, Ascomycota, Eurotiomycetes, Eurotiales, Aspergillaceae.
AUGGACAACCGGCCCACUUCCGAGUACGCACAGCCAGGUUCGCACCACCACCCGCCUACCGACGCACCUUCUGAACAAAAAUCCGCAGACCCAACUGCUGCUGCCAGUGCUCACUACACCCCGCAACCUGAGGUUCGACCGAAUCCUCAGUAUACGCCGCAGCCUGAGGUUCGGCCCAACAUCUCUACCUCCAACACCCCUCAAUCCGACUACGGUCUGAACCCUCCGCCCACCGCCCGCUCGCCUGCAUACCAAGACUAUCUCCACCGUCCUUCCUACGCUCCCAACUCUCAACCCGCUGGCAGCGCAGGUAUGGCUCAAGCAACAAAUCCUUCCCUCCCGGCCAAUAGCCCCACCUACCCUCCUCCCUACUCUCCCUAUCAGCCUCAGGGGCACGAGAUGGCUCAAUACCAGGGCCAUCCCCCUCCACCUCAGCACAUGUACGCGCGCCCGGAUUGGCCACACAGCUAUGGGCAACAGCACCAUCUACCGGGCCCCUAUGCCUCUCCUGCUACAACGGUUGGUUCCGCCUCCCCUACCGCGACUGCAGAGUCGCGCCCUGGACAGGUCUACUCAUUUGUUCCGAUUCCCGGCUCGGCGCAACACAAGCGCCCACGUCGUCGCUACGAGGAAAUUGAGCGCAUGUACAAAUGUGGAUGGCAGGGAUGUGAAAAAGCGUAUGGUACUCUGAAUCACUUGAAUGCACACGUGACUAUGCAGUCACACGGUGCGAAGCGUACUCCCGACGAGUUCAAGGAAAUCCGCAAGGAAUGGAAAGCCCGCAAGAAGGAAGAAGAGGCUCAGCGUAAGGCUGUCGAGGAGCGUGAGCGUGCCGCCGCUCAGGCCGUCCAAGCCAACCAGGUUGAAGCUCCCAACCCCUCCGACCCUUCUCACGGCCAACCACCUGCCUACGGUGGUGGUGUUCGCCCUCAGCUUCCCCCCAUCGGAUACCAGCCCGCCGACAGCCAGGUCCCUGGGCCGUAUGGUGGCCCUCCUGGUGGUGGAAUGGUCUACCAGAACAAUGGACAAAUGGCCUACCCUCCCAACUAUCCUCACUCUCCCUACCAGAGCGGACCGGUGUACCCGCAACGUGAGUAA